AUGACAGAUUCCUCCACGAUAGACAAUGAUACGUCAGAAUGUCCUAGCGACGCGGUAUCCUUCCCGCUUCAGGAAUUUCCUGCUGAGAUCCGAGAGAUGGUCUGGAUAAUGGCCGCCGAGCAGGCUGCAGACGCGUUCAGACACAAAUACCCCGACUUCAACCGCUUUUGGUAUACUCAGCAUAGGCCCCCCUAUCUUUUUUUCACAGCGCACACGAUAGAUAAUAUAGGCGAUCCCGAUCCCGAUCCUUCCAUUGUACGAGACUUGCGAGAUUUCUUCUGGCCGCUCUUCCUAGUGAAUACGGAAAGUCACGCAAUCGUCAGCCGAUAUAUCAUUCUGCUCCAUCAACGAAAAAAAGCGCCCCGGCUCGCUCUCAAUUUCGUUGAUGUAUUCCCUCUGAGAGGAGAUCUGCUUGACUCCGUCAUCCAGUUCUCAAGUCGAUCAAGUGAUGCACUAAGAAGCAAAGCUGGCAUGGGAUUUUGUGUUCGAUAUCCCUCGGUGCUACAAACCGCUUACGAAGACCAGUUGGAAGAAGUUACCUUGGCCAUGAACGUGUCGAUCCGCGCUCAGAUAUUCAAACAAUCCGAGGCCGACCAAGCACGUCUAUCAAUGCUGCUUCGAUUUAGAAACCUGAAGAGAGUGUACAUUGAUGUGAGUGACCUGUAUCGUGGAGAAUUGGGAUACAUCAAAGGCAGAGAAGUAGGCAUCUUGGUAGAACUGAGCGAGUUCCGCAACGGCAAAUUCAAGAUGAAGUACAAGGACUUCGACAGCUUCUCCCAAGCGUACAAAGAGAGGUGCAAUAGUCUCAGCGGAAAUGGUGAUGCUCGUGAGCCCACUCAUCCAGUUGCGGAAGUAUGGAAUGACGUGCAGGCAUAG
Messenger RNA from Daldinia childiae, 876 nucleotides. RefSeq lists its product as uncharacterized. Bases 1 to 876 code for a protein of 291 amino acids. The record is from RefSeq and is a predicted model, not a curated record. NCBI's taxonomy places the organism in Eukaryota, Fungi, Ascomycota, Sordariomycetes, Xylariales, Hypoxylaceae. The transcript has a single exon.